CCACUGAGGAUCUGCGGGAUGAUGGAGAAGGAAACUCUCUUGGGUCCGACUCAGACAUGAACGGGUUUGCCGUCACUGAAGAGAGACAGGUGAACAAGUACGGCUUCAUCGGAGACUCUCAGCAGUAUUCCGGGGAAUUAGCUGAAGAAAUUCCUACCGAGGUGCUGAGGCAGCGGGAGGCAAAUGGCUAGAGAUGUUGAACAGCUGGGACAAGUGGAUGGCCAAAAAACACAAGAAGGUGAAGCUGCGCUGUCAGAAGGGAAUCCCUCCCUCCCUGCGAGGCCGGGCCUGGCUGUACUUGUCUGGGGGAAAAGUGAAAAAGGAACAGAACCAGGGCAAGUUUCAGGAACUGGACAGCCAGCCAGGAGAUCCCAAAUGGGUGGAUGUGAUAGAGAGGGACCUCCAUCGCCAGUUUCCCUUCCAUGAGAUGUUUGUGGCAAGAGGAGGUCAUGGGCAGCAGGACUUGUUCCGUGUGCUGAAGGCCUACACUCUGCAUCGUCCAGAGGAGGGCUAUUGUCAGGCUCAGGCUCCCAUUGCUGCUGUGCUCCUGAUGCAUAUGCCAGCAGAGGAUGCAUUUUGGGGUCUGGUCCAGAUUUGUGAGAAGUACCUCCCUGGAUACUACAGUGCAGGGCUGGAGGCGAUCCAGCUGGAUGGGGAGAUCCUGUAUGCUCUGCUGCAGCGCGUGUCUCCUGUGGCCUGCAGACACCUCAGGAAGCACAAGGUGGAGCCCACCAUGUGCAUGACUGAGUGGUUCAUGUGUGCCUUCUCCAGGACUCUGCCAUGGGCCUCAGUUCUGCGGGUCUGGGACAUGUUCCUAUGUGAGGGAGUGAAGAUCAUCUUCCGGGUGGGCUUGGUUCUUUUGAAAUGUAUGCUGGGCUCCCAGGAGAAAGUAAAGGCCUGUCAAGGCCUGUAUGAGACAAUGCAGCUGCUUCGAGCCAUAGACCCACACUAUAUGCAGGAAGGCUUCCUGAUACGGGAGAUUAUGGAGCUGCCAACCGAGAACCCUUAUGAGUACUACGACUACGAGGAGACAGAGAACUCGACCAUGUGUGACUAUUCGGAGUGGGAGCCUUCGUACUCUGUCAUCCCGGUGCUCUACAUGCUCAUUUUCAUCCUGGGCCUCUCUGGAAACGGGGUGGUCAUCUUCACCGUGUGGCGGGCCCAGGGCAAGCGACGGGCCGCCGACGUCUACAUAGGCAACCUGGCCCUGGCCGACCUCACCUUCGUGGUCACCCUGCCUCUGUGGGCCGUGUACACCGCCCUGGGCUACCACUGGCCCUUCGGAGUGGCCCUCUGCAAGAUCAGCAGCUACGUCGUCCUGCUCAACAUGUACGCCAGCGUCUUCUGCCUCACCUGCAUGAGCUUCGACCGCUACCUGGCCAUCGUCCACUCUCUGUCCAGCAACCAGCUCCGCACCCGUGGCCACAUGAGGGCCUCCCUGACGGCGAUCUGGCUGCUGUCCGGGCUCCUGGCCGCCCCGACUCUCAUCUUCCGCACCACCAAGUACGAUCUAACGAGCAACCGCACCUCCUGCGGCAUGGACUUCAGCCUGGUGGUGUCCGACAAGGAGCAGGAGAACCUGUGGGUGGCCGGCCUCAGCAUCUCCUCCUCAGCCCUGGGCUUUCUGCUGCCUUUUUUAGCCAUGAUGGUGUGCUACGGUUUCAUCGGCUGCACAGUCACCCGCCACUUCAACAGCCUGCGCAAGGAGGACCAACGCAAGCGGAGGUUGCUGAAGAUCAUCACCACGCUGGUGGUGGUGUUCGCGGCCUGCUGGACGCCCUUCCACGUGCUGAAGAGCGCCGACGCCCUGUCCUACCUGAACCUGGCCCCCGGCACCUGCGCCUUCCUGCGCUUCCUCCUGCUGGCUCACCCGUACGCCACCUGCCUGGCCUACGUCAACAGCUGCCUCAACCCGUUCCUGUACGCCUUCUUCGACCUGCGCUUUCGGUCCCAGUGCCUGUGCCUGCUCAACCUGAAGAAAUCGCUGCACGCGAGCCCCGCCAGCUCCCUGUCCUCCCAGAAGACAGAGGCCCAGUCUCUGGCCACGAAGGUGUGACCGCAGGGCCAGAGGCAUGCCGGGGAGGAGGCGAUCCUGUUUUGUCUUCACCUGAGUGAUGCAGGUAAAUCAAAACAUUCAGCAGCGUACGGUCACAUAGUCACUUCUGCUUCCCUCUGACUGUGCGGACUGAAAUGUGUGAGCACAUCGAGUCCCCCGUGUGACCGAACAAACCAGCCAGGUUUGUGUUGUUUGGGUCCAACCACAGCCUUGAACCCCAACCUCAUGUUCAGCGAUAGGGACGUGUGGCACAACGCUGAUCAACUUCAAACAAGGGACCAAGAUGCAGGAAGACAUCCAGCAGACAUUUUGUUUUUGGAAAAAAGUGGAAUGUAUGUUCGAAGGAGCACGUGUCUCUCUUGGCCUCCUGUGGACUUUAGGCAACGUUUUGGAGCUUUGAACUCUGAAGCUCACCAUUCAAGUGAUGGCGAAGAGCAUUUCCCCAUGCUGUUCUUGUUCUCAUUUGUAAGCACUUGAGGUGUGAUGUCCAGUAGACUUCCUGCUCCCUGACUCAAUUUGUAUUAUCUGCACCACAACCAACAAUGUGAUGUGUGUGUGUGUGUGUGUGUGUGUGUGUGUGUGGGUGGGUGGGAAGGGUGUGCUAGCCGGCAAGAGGUGUUGAGUCUGAUAAUAGUGUUGUAAGGAGAGACGGGGGCAUGGUGGAAGGGGGUGGGGGUCCCAGACAGACAGACAGACAGAUGGCAGCUGACAAAUGUUUUCAGGCCCCAAUUAAAUGGUGACUGCUUUGACAGUCUGCUAGAGUGUGUGUGUGUUCACGCCUGUGUAUGUGUGUGUGUGUGGAUGUGAAGGGAUGAGUUUGUGUGUGCUUGCUGAGUGACAUGAAUUUGUCGACAAAUACGCGAAAGCAUAUUGUGAAUACGCAUUAUUUUGUGAUGUUUAUGAUUUGUAAU
Molecule: messenger RNA, 2967 nt
Organism: Myripristis murdjan (pinecone soldierfish)
Lineage: Eukaryota; Metazoa; Chordata; Actinopteri; Holocentriformes; Holocentridae
Product: apelin receptor B-like
Exons: 10
Coding region: 194-2056 (620 amino acids)
Biological process (GO): regulation of GTPase activity; G protein-coupled receptor signaling pathway
Cellular component (GO): membrane
Molecular function (GO): GTPase activator activity; G protein-coupled receptor activity; small GTPase binding
Source: RefSeq, a predicted model, not a curated record